AUAUGCUUAUUCAGUAAAACUACGAUUAGAUGGUCGUGCUUGUAUUACGUGCAGAUCAAACAUCAAAUGUUAGCUCGAAAGAUUGUAAUCGAUCGUUAAUGUUCUCAGAUAUUAAUGGCGUACGUUUUGAAUCAUUGUGUGUAUUUUUCAUUUUCUAUAAAAGUUCACAUUUUCUAAGACGUUAUUUUCAGCAAUGUAAAUAAAUAGAAUUGAAUGUAUUCGAUCAGAUGAAGUAUUAUAAAUGACAUCGUGCACGUCACAAAAUCAGAAUGCAAAAACAGUGGUAAAGGGAAUGUAUUUUUUUUUUGUAAAGCAAUGUAGUGUGUUAUGUAUUCACUAGCUUGGCAACUAUCACUGGAUAUAAAGUGUAUCAUCAGCGUCACACAUAUUAUUAUAGUUCUCAAUAUCUAAAUAACAUCAAAUUCGAUUUCUUAGUUUGAUUAUAUGUUUGUUAUGGUUAUCUAUUAAUGUAGAAAAAGUAUUUGUUAUCGCACUUGUUUACAAUAUACUAUAGGUUUUUCUAUAGGGGUCUAAUAAUGCCUAUUUGCCUGUACUAAAUUUUUUAUGUAAAUCAGUACCUUCCUGUCUAUGCAUAACGAAACAUCGUUCGUGGGAAUGCACAACUCGAAUGUUUUUCUAUUAAACACGUAAAAAUGUUAACUCGUUUAUUAUUGGUGUUUUUUGUGACAUUAUUUUUCAGAAUUUCUAACACGAAUAAACAUGCUGUCGACAUUGUUACCUUUAACGUUAAUUUUUAUUGGAAUACAAAUAACACAAGGUCAAUUGUUAAUUAGACCUACUUAUGUUUAUCAAAAUUUAAUACGCAAUAUGCACGAUUUUUUUAAUAACACAUGCAUUAUACUCUUGCACGAUACUCCCAAUGUUAUGGAAAAUACCAGUUUGGAUGAGACCAAGCAAUUGUUUUCCCUUCAAAGAUAUUUAAGUGGUACUCUUCACAUUCGUACGGUUUUCAUGGAUUUUCAAAUGUUCAAGACACGAGUGGGUAAAAGUUAUUAUCAUAUAAAAAGGCCACUCUUCGUCUUGUUGAAUGAUUACAACGAUACAAGAGACCAGCUCGCAUAUGUUUCCACAUGGCUGGCAAUGGAGUAUCCAACAUGGUUGCUCUUCUUCAGGAAAGAGACCCAAAUCGAAGUAUUUUUUCAUAAUAUUUACGUACCAUUUGAUUGCCAAGUGAUGAUAACUCGUGAUAACGAAAAUGAAACUGAUGAGGAGGAGAUUUUGGAGGUCUAUCAAAUUGAUGCACAAUCGAAAAUUAGAAUUAUGAAUUUUGGUUCUUGGGAUAAUAUUAAUGGUUUUAAAGGACCUACGUUGAGUCUCUAUCAAAGAAGAAAUAAUCUUUAUGGACAUAAUCUACGUGUUGUCAUGGCCCACGAUCCACCGGUGUCUUUGAUACACCAUAACGAAAGAAAUGAGAUUAUUGAGGUUAGUGGUUUCUUCGGAGAGUUGAUGAAGUUGUUACAGGAAGGUAUGAAUUGCACAUUAACUUACAUAGAAACGGAUUCUUGGGGAUUAAAUCUAUUAAAUGGAACUUGGACAGGUGCUGUAGGAAUGCUGAUAAAGAAUGAAGCUGAUAUUGCAGGCAUGGAAUUAAUGAUGACAUCUGAUAGAUUGGACGCCAUCGACUUCACUACACCCGUUUAUUCAACGAAGUGCCGUACAUUCAUUAAAAGACCAGAUUUAACAUCUAUAAAAUGGCAAGCUUAUACAUCACCCUUUGGUGCCAAUAUUUGGUAUUUAAUCGGUUUCAUCAUUCUUCUGAGUAGUGGACUGAUCAUGAUAAUAAAAAUUGUAGUCAAAACAAUAUCUUAUUAUGAGGAUUUCGAACAUUCACCGUCAACAUUAUCAGAGAUAAUGUUUUACGUUUUUGGAGCAUUUUGUAAUCAAGGUAUGCAACAAUCGUUGUUAGAUCCGGUUCGUAUGGUGCAAUUUGUUAUCCAUUUAACAGCUGUUGUUGUAUUGGCCGCUUAUUCUGCAGCGCUCAUAAGUUUUCUGGCUAUAAAAACUUUUGUUAUGCCUUUCACAACUAUGGAGGGUCUUCUCAAGGAUGGUACUUAUCGAUUUGCAGUAGUUCAAGAAUCCGCCGAUUAUACUUUUUUUCAAAAUACUUCGGAUAAAGUACUGAGAGUAUUGUUUGAUAAUAUUUUAACGAAAGAGACCGAUUUACCAAUCAAUUAUUUGGAUGGUCUUCAUCGAGUUUGCAAAGAAGACAAGUAUGCUUUUAUGGCGAUGGAUAAUAUAGCAGCAGAAUUGCAACAAAAACUCACUUGCAGCGUGGAAUCUCUUGAUACUAUAACGCAAACGACUAUAGCGAUGGCUGUACCCAAUAGAAGUCCAUAUGACGGUAUUAUUAAUUCCAAUAUUCUGAUGUUGAGAGAUAGUGGAAUACUUCAACGUUUACUGAACACAGAAUGGUCUAAUCAAUUCAAAAAGCCUAAAAGUAAAUGGACGUCGGUCGAGCUUUACGACAUGGUGCCAUUAUUAAUUUUCAUGUUUUGUGGCUCCGUUGUUAGUUCAUUUUUGCUUUCGUUAGAGCAUAUAAUACAUCGGAAAGUCGUGAAUAAUAAAACACUGCGAAUCAUACAAAAGAAAUCGUAAUUUACAUUCAACAUUGUAUACGAGAAUAAACAUCAUCAUUUCGUCAUAAAUGUAAAUAGUCUGUGAAGAAGACCGCAAUUUAUAUUUUUUUAGUUUAAAUGAAGGAAUGUUUUUUGAUUCAUUAUUUGAUGAAAUCAAAUAAAAUCAACAUUUUAUGAAAUAAUGUUAAAAAGAGAAGGAGUAUACAGAUAGGAAAAGAGAGAGAAUAAGUUAAACCUCAUUUUACAGAUUUUCUCUAUCCUUGAUCUCCUCUUUGUGUAAGUGCUCGUAUUCGCCUUACUCUUCUAUGUAACUAAGGUCAUAAACUGAGUCGCAUUUGUGUUUUUUAUGUACCAUAAGCCACUCGUAUCAUUUUUAGAAAUAGAAGAACUGAAUAAAGUUCAUUCCUGAAUAAAGAACAAUUUUAUAAAUACUGUUCCGAAUAUUUGGAAUAAAACUCGUAAAUUAUUAAAUUUCCUUAUCCUUUUUCAUCUCUAUAACUCGAAUAUCGACUAACUUCAACCUAUUAACUUUUCGCAUAACAACUUAUAAAUAAAAAAUUAUUUAAAUAUACAAUUUAAACUGGACCGAAUUGUAACGCUAAACCAUUAUCGAAUCCACCUUAAGACACACACAAAAUUUCAUUAAAAUCGGUCCAACCGUUUAGGAGGAGUUCAAUUACAAAAACGUGCACAUUUUGAUUACAUUGUGCUUUAUUUAGUUUUACUACAUUUUCUAAUAUUGAUAUAUUUUAAAUCGUAUCACAAAUGAGAUGUUCAUUUAUACACACAAUUAACACUUGUUAUACAAACUCGUUAAAGAAAUAAAAUAUUCGAAUGAUGCGUAAAUAUACUAUUUUCACAAUUCUUUGAAUUAUCUUUCCAAUUUGAAAGAUUUUAUU
Molecule: messenger RNA, 3496 nt
Organism: Polistes dominula (European paper wasp)
Lineage: Eukaryota; Metazoa; Arthropoda; Insecta; Hymenoptera; Vespidae
Product: putative glutamate receptor
Cellular component (GO): membrane
Molecular function (GO): ligand-gated monoatomic ion channel activity
Source: RefSeq, a predicted model, not a curated record